Molecule: messenger RNA, 2022 nt
Organism: Haliotis rubra (blacklip abalone)
Lineage: Eukaryota; Metazoa; Mollusca; Gastropoda; Lepetellida; Haliotidae
Source: RefSeq, a predicted model, not a curated record
AUGGACAGUAUCCUCUUAUGCAAUUGUUCUUUGUUAAAUAUUGAUAUCAAAGACAUGCCAAAUCGUUGCAAGCCUGGAACGAUAUCUUACUUGUGUUCAGAUCACUUCUCGGAGGAUUGUUAUUAUCGUUCCUUUGGCUGUGAGCAAAAACAAGAGUUGGGAAAAAGCUCGAGUUACAGUCGUCGUCGUUUAGAGACAUGGGCAGUCCCAUCGAUCCACAAGAAAUUGAACCCUCGUUCCGGACCUGUUCCCGAAUUUCAUAUGGAUUUUGCUGGGAAGAGGAAGCGACCGGCCUUCGAGAAAAGAGAAAGGAAAAGGACAGUCAAGGCCCUGCUUGACCAAGUGAAGGAAGGCCUCCCCCAUGCAGAUACUGACAGUAGUAACCCCACAACUAUACUUCAUGAAGAGGUCAACAGCCAAAUGUCAUUUCCUUGUCAUUACCAGAGACACUUACCCCUUCAAGAUGUGGCUGAUGCUUUGCUGUCCUUAUCCCAGGUGGAUAUUAGUACAACCAGUACCCAAAGAACGGAUACCACUGAAAUGACAUCACAUUCCAACCUUCAAGAUGUGACUGACGCUUUGCUGGCCUUGUCAGGAGUCAGCGCCACGGCUCCCCCUCUAGAAGAUAUUACUGCCACGUGUACCCAAAAAAAGGAUACCACUGAAAUGGAGAACAGAAGUUCAAAGGCUUGUCAGACUCUGAAGAAGGAUGGUGUCCAUAAAAGAUCAGUUCGGAUUCAAACUAGACCUCAUGUGAAGACAAAAGCUACAAGUACUGAGUCGGUCUCAGUGGUAUCUGUCGGUGUACAAUGUUCACUUCUGCAAACACCUACUGUCCCCAUGGAGGAAGAGGAUAUCAGUGAACUUGACCCGGGCACUGACCAACAUUUGGAGUGUGAGAAAAAUGAUCCAACCUGGCUGCCCCAGGACAGAGAAGAGGAAAUUGAGGAAUUUGAGGAAUUUACAAAAUUUACAAGGGAAUCCACAUCUCCAAUGGAUGACCGAAAGUACCUUGUGUUUGAGGGUCAACUUUUGAAACUGUUUGCAACGUGUCCUGUGUGUUGCUCAGAAACAGUUGUCAGGCGUAGCUGUCAAGGAACUCUCUUGGUGAUCUUACAGACUUGUCAUUCCUGUUCCUUCCACCGUGACUGGACUAGUCAACCCUUUCUAGGGAAAUUUCCGGCUGGAAAUAUCCUUCUAUCUGCAUCAAUACUGUUUUCAGGAUCAUUGCCUAUUCGGGUGUUUACUAUGUUAGAGCAUUUAGGACUUGUUUCGAUGAGUAUGCAGUCUUUUUUCAAACAUCAACGCAACAUCUUGCACCCAGUCAUUGAGUCAGUGUGGAAAAAAGAACAGCAGGCUCUGAUCACUGGCCUGAAAGAGGAAGGAUCUCCACUAGUGCUGGGAGGCGAUGGCCGGGCUGAUACUCCUGGACACAACGCCAAGUUCGGAUCCUACUCCAUGAUGGACUUAAAGACCAAGAAAGUUGUUCAUGUCGAGCUGGUUCAGUCCAAUGAAGUAAAAAAUUCUAACGCUAUGGAAAAGGAGGGGUUCCAGAGGAGUGUCCAACUUUUGCAGGCAGAGGGUUUGACACUUAGCACUUUAAUAACAGACCGUCACCCUCAGAUCCAGAAGUUGGUGAGAGAAACCAUGCCAGCAGUCUCUCUUUAUGAUGUGUGGCAUGUGGCUAAAGGUCUCCGAAAGAAACUGGAAGCUUUAGCGAAGGAGAAAGAUUGUGAAGCACUGAGCCCUUGGAUCAAAAGCAUCGUUAACCACCUUUACUGGUGCGCCGCGUCCACCCCUCAUGGGGAUCCGGAGCUGGUGCUAGAGAAGUGGCGCUCCGUGAUCAACCACGUUCAAAACAUUCACGUGGGUCACGGAGCAAGGUUCAACGAAUGCCAGCAUCCCCUGGAAGGAAGCGAGGCACCCAAAAAGAAGUGGUUGAAAUGUGGCACCAAAGCUGCAGAGAAGCUUGGUCUAUUGUUGGAAAAGCCACGCCUAUUGAAAGACGUCAGGAAGAUCUCC